This is a messenger RNA of Liolophura sinensis, 2468 nucleotides long. RefSeq lists its product as uncharacterized. The record is from RefSeq and is a predicted model, not a curated record. Bases 164 to 2425 code for a protein of 753 amino acids. Gene Ontology annotation, biological process: GPI anchor biosynthetic process. The transcript is spliced from 4 exons. Gene Ontology annotation, cellular component: endoplasmic reticulum membrane. Lineage: Eukaryota; Metazoa; Mollusca; Polyplacophora; Chitonida; Chitonidae. Gene Ontology annotation, molecular function: alpha-1,2-mannosyltransferase activity.
UACGGAAGAACAAAAACUCAUUCGUGCCCGACUGAAUUGAUGGAGACGCAACACGUAAUCGUUCCAUGGAUAAUAGUCUGCGCUAAACAGGAGAAAUCUAUAUAGGCUAUUGCUGCAGACCAGAAGAGCAAACGCCAAGCGGCAAGUCCGGGCAAAUCCAGAUAUGGGCAAACAGACGAAAUUGAACGGCGCCCAGAAAAAGAAAGGUUCGCCCAAAGGGUCGGACAAAAUGAACAAAACGCACGACUUUCCUAACAACAACAAUGGAAAUGAUUUGCGUAACAGAAAACGUCAGAAAGACCCACCACACAGCAAGCACCUGUUUAGGCGACCUGGCAGACCAAGGAUCGGCGUCGAUGCUACGGAUGACUGUUCUCACCACAUCUUUCCUCGCAAAGCGGAAGUCAUCGUGUUCCUAGUGACCCUUGGAGUUCGUUUAUAUUACGUCUCCCGGAAGAGGAAUUGGUGGAUUCUACAUCCGGAUGAGGUUUUCCAAAUCACUGAAGUUGCCCACUCUGAGGUGUAUGGGUACGGAUUCCGGGCUUAUGAGUACCAACCCCCACCCCCGGGCCACUUCAGCUCGCAGAGUGCAAAGGAUAUGGCCAGUCUCGGCAUGUACGCGUUAAGGUCCUUCAUCCUACCUAAGAUCUUCAUGUUCGUCUUCACACUGGCUGAGAUGGCCGGAAUAAAAGACCAGCCGUUUUUGGUUUCGAAGCUGUUCCAUGCAGCCGUAGCCUCCUGUCUUCCGCUCUCCGUGUACAGACUCACCAAGACGCUCUACUCGUCACGUGAUCUCGCUGUCAUGGCCGCCAUCAUGGCAGCAGCGUCUCACCACCUGACGAUGUUUGGGACGCAUGUUCUCGUCAAUAGCUUCCUGUCCCCUGUGGUCAUCUGGUGUGUCGCAGAGGUGUUGGACGCGAUAGCCAAGCAGAGUCCAUCUCCAAAUGGCUCUGCUGAAAGGAUUGACAACAACAACAUAAGUCCCAAUAAUACGACACCAGACAGCAGCAUCUGUUCGCAUUUGUCUCAAGACAACACAGAUCUCGGCAACUGGAGGAUAUUGCUGGUUGGCUUUAUCCUAGGUCUCUGCGCUUAUAUACGUGUUGAUCUAACAUUGUUUCUGGUACUGUUUUUCAUGCCAUUUACUCUUUUACACAUGAGGUGCUCUCUUCAAUUUUUCUUCCUAUUGGCCAAGUUCGCGGCGUCGUUUUUCGCGGGCAUGGCCACGGCUGGGGUGGAUGACUUACUGAGCUACGGUAAGUGGGGUUUGUCCGUCUAUCAGUGGGUAAAAUUUAACGUGGCAACGGGUCACACUGCUACGUUUUUCGGACAAAGUGGCGGAACGAGGUACCUAUACGAUAUUCUCUUGGUUGACUGGUUAUCGACGUUACUAUUCGCAACAACGGUCGCUGUGAUCGCUUUGCAGCUUGGCAGGUCGUAUUCCAGGAGUCCUCGUUUCAGCACUAGUUUAUCGCUAUUGCUGGUAGCGACCAUGAUGUUUUUAGUGUAUUCCUCUCAACCCCAUAAAGAGACCCGGUUCCUCCACAAUGCUGUUGUAAUACUGUGCAUUAUCCAGUCUUGGACGGUCUGGAAUGUGGUACAGUGGACCAAGCAGGCGUUGCAUUUUAGCGUGAAAUCCACCUCAGUGUCGGUAUUGGGUGUCACGUUUUUCUAUAUUUACUCAUCAUGGGCUACGUUUCCGAACUCCGCAGAUGACAGUCACCUACGAUGGGCUUUCCAGCGACAACCGGGCUCCCAUGACGUCAAUAAGUGUCUGUCAUACGUCAGCCAACAAAAUGACGUCACCGGAGUUUUCAAUGGGUUUUCCAUGCAGGCCACCGGUGGAUACAGCCUCUUACACAAAGACGUCACCUUCUUGACACUCGUUCGCCAGGAGUUCUGUGAAUAUUCAGUAGAGGCUAGAACCCCUUACAACAUAAGUAUUUCUUCAGUGAACAACGUAUCCGAUUAUAUCUCGUCAGAGAAUGUACCUUCUGUGUACAAAAUCCUUGUAGAAAAUCGGAUCUACAACUACGCAGUCGUUCCACGGGAAUCGGAUUUCAGUAAACUUGGCUACCUGGAGGUAUUUACUUCAGGGAUUGCGAAAGUCGUGAAACGGUCGCUAUCCCCAAGCUUGGUAGCUGCCGCCAAACAGUUUCUAGAAGGCUUACCGACCUGGACAAACGCUGCAGUGCUAGAGGAAGAAAGUAGCCGGCUACUCAGUUUUGGUCUCCCAUCCAAGGCCAUUCCGAGGCUACAGCGUGCCCUUUCAUUGAACAGGGAUAGAAUUCGUACAUACAAGCUGCUGAUGAGAGCCUUUGAAAAGACCGGAAAUGUAGAGGGGAGUCUACAUCUGCGGCAGGAUUGCUUCAGUCGUCACGGACAGGAAGCAUGUCUGGCCCCACUAAAACCUGUUGACCUAUAAAGGGCUGAUUUGAUGCAAUCUUUUAGCUAAGUUAAAGAUGGAC